GAUUAUAUUUGAUGGGAGGGAAUACAUAAACACCCUACAAACUUUAGAUUUUCACGGAUUUUCCAUUCUAUUUGCAGAUUUGGUUGUGUAUCACAAAAAUAAACAACUUAUUGAUACUUUUUAUCUGUGUUUGUUUGGUUGAUUACAUUUUUUUUAUAAGUUUUCUAAAAUGGUGUCCAUCAAGAGGCUUUUAGCCAUUACAUUGUGGUUGUUUAUAUGUAUUUUGUAUGGCAAAUGCUCUAUCCACAAGAAUUUAAAAUACUUUGAGACUUUGCAUGCCUCAAGUUUUACACACCACAUUGAGAAACGAGGUGCAAAGGUGUCUAAUCAUCCAUACAAUACUAUCAAAGAAUUACACUUCAAAACUCAUGGGAAACAGUUUCGUCUGAUUCUACAUCCACACAGCUCUGUUUUGCAUUCUAAUUUCAAAGCUUAUGAAGUUGAUGGUGAUGGAAAAGAAAGUACAAUUCAUGUUGAUCGUGAUAAUUUCUACACUGGCCGAGUAUUUGGAGAAACUGCUUCUGAUGUUAAGUUGCACAUGGAAGAUGGCAUGAUAACAGGUGCCAUUCAUCUGCCAGAAGACACAUAUCAUAUAGAGCCAUCUUGGCGUCAUUUGCCGCACCUAGACGACCGGACUAUGAUCACGUAUCGCGCCUCUGACAUACAGUUUAGCUGGUCUGAUACGGCAGAUGUGCAUGGCAAGCCACGAGUUUGUGGCUAUGUAAAAGAUGGACAUGAAUUAGAUGUUGACGAAGAACAAGAUGAGGAUGAUGAAGUGGAUUUGGAAAUAGAACAAGAACAAAUGGAAAAGUAUAAAUAUUUGAAUCAGUCUUUGUUUGAUGAGAGUGGAUCGAAAAUGAAGAUACGGGUUAAAAGGCAAAGUGAUUAUGAAUAUACACCAACAAAAACUAGAUGCCCCCUACUCCUCGUGGCAGAUUACAGAUUCUUCAACGAAAUGGGGGCCAGCAAUACAAAAACAACCAUAAGUUAUUUAAUAAGUCUCAUUGACAGAGUGCACAAAAUAUACAAUGAUACUGUAUGGCAAGAUCGUCAGGAUAUGGACGGGUUCAAAGGAAUGGGGUUUGUGAUAAAGAAGAUCCUGGUGCAUUCUGAGCCGACGCGGGUGCGAGGUGGCGAGGCGCACUACAACAUGGUGCGGGAGAAAUGGGACGUCAGGAAUUUGCUUGAGGUAUUCAGCCGCGAAUACUCGCACAAGGACUUCUGCCUGGCGCACCUGUUCACCGACCUCAAGUUCGAGGGCGGCAUUCUCGGACUCGCGUACGUCGGUUCUCCUAGGAGAAACUCCGUUGGUGGAAUUUGUACACCCGAAUACUUCAAGAACGGCUACACCCUAUACCUGAACUCUGGUCUGAGUUCGUCCCGCAACCAUUACGGGCAGCGCGUGAUCACCCGCGAGGCGGACCUCGUGACUGCGCACGAGUUCGGACACAAUUGGGGAUCUGAACAUGACCCCGACGUGGCUGAGUGUUCUCCUGCUGCUUCCCAGGGCGGGUCCUAUCUCAUGUAUACGUAUAGUGUCAGCGGCUAUGACGUCAACAACAAGCGUUUCUCCCCGUGCAGCCUGCGCUCGAUCCGCAAGGUGCUGCAGGCCAAGUCGGGGCGCUGCUUCUCCGAGCCCGAGGAGAGCUUCUGCGGCAACCUGCGCGUCGAGGGCGGCGAGGAGUGCGACGCCGGCCUGCUCGGUACCGAGGACAACGACAUGUGUUGCGAUAAAAAUUGCAAGCUGAGGAAAGGCCAGGGAGCUGUUUGCAGCGACAAGAACUCGCCGUGCUGCGCGGGGUGCGUGUUCGCGCCGCCCGGCCUCGUGUGCCGCGAGGCUGCGCACUCCGCCUGCGAGGGCGAGGCCACCUGCAACGGCGUCUCCGCUGACUGCCCCAAGGCGCCGGCGAUCGCGGACGAGCACGAGUGCGCGGAGCGCGGGCGCUGCCGCAACGGCUCGUGCGUGCCCUACUGCGAGACUCAGGGCAUGCACAGCUGCAUGUGCGAUAUCGUGGCGGACGCGUGCAAGCGCUGCUGCCGCAAGAGCCUCAACAAGACGUGUUUCCCGGUGGCGCACAACGACAUCCUGCCCGACGGCACGCCUUGUAUACAAGGGUUCUGCAAUAAGGGCGUGUGCGAGAAGACGAUCCAAGACGUGGUGGAGCGAUUCUGGGACAUCAUCGAGGACAUCAACAUCAACAACGUGCUGGGGUUCCUGCGGGACAACAUCGUGGGCGUGGUCGUGCUCGUCACCGCGCUCAUAUGGAUACCCGUCAGUUGUAUCAUAAGUUACGUGGACAGGCGUCGUCAGAGUCAGUACCAGAAGCGGGCCGACUGGGAAAGAAGCUCCGACUACGUUUACUCAUCAUCACCGCAGAAGAUUAUUUGUACUAGAUUACCGAAGCAGCAGCCUCCAGGGAUGAACAGAAACCAUCAGUGAAAUCAGUCUAGUCAGACUUAGUUUAAGUGUAAGAUUUAGUGAAAUAUUAAUAAAAUAUUUAACUUAAUAA
Messenger RNA from Amyelois transitella, 2510 nucleotides. RefSeq names its product ADAM 17-like protease (gene Tace). The transcript has 17 exons. Lineage: Eukaryota; Metazoa; Arthropoda; Insecta; Lepidoptera; Pyralidae. Gene Ontology annotation, biological process: membrane protein ectodomain proteolysis; Notch signaling pathway. Gene Ontology annotation, molecular function: metalloendopeptidase activity. The record is from RefSeq and is a predicted model, not a curated record. Gene Ontology annotation, cellular component: plasma membrane. Bases 170 to 2440 code for a protein of 756 amino acids.